AAAUUUAUGACAAAGAAUUUAGUUUAAAACUUCUACUUACCAGCUGUAAAUGAUAUAGAAAUAUAUAAAACGUUCGAUUCCAGCAUUGCUGGAGAAAUGCUUUAGUGAUAUGAGCAAGACGAAAUCAUGGCUGCAUCCAUACCUUGUAAUGACAUGACGGAAACAAACGAUGGAAACGGUCAAGUCAGCACGGGCCGCAGUCAAUUCAUGGAGCCGCCAAGUGAUUGGGCUUUCAACAAUCUCGUUACACACAUACGUCAGAACUUGGAUGCAAAUGAUAUUAACAAAAUAAAAUUGCGUUUUAAAGGAAUCAUAGAUGAAGCCGUCAGAUCAUGGGAAGAAGCAUUUCAUAUACUAAUGAUUAAACGAUAUAUUUCUGCAGACAAUUUGAUUUACCUCCAAAUCAUUUUACGUGUGCUUGACCAUCAAGACCUCUUUGCAAAGACUGUCGAGUAUGCGGCGAAAAGUAGACACAGGAUUUUACAUUUCUACAAAACUACAACACUCCUGGAAGGCCAUGGCUAUGUUCGCAUUCAUGUCAAAAGCGGAAGAUGUGUGACAGAAGACCACCUGUAUUCAAUACGCAAUACAAUUUCAGAGGCACUUUUCAUCCCGAUGGAAGAUAUAAUGGUGGCAGGCAUAGAAGAAGCAAACAGCGUGUAUCUAACAUUGAUGCUUCCAGAAUUUUUCAUUGAAGUCCUUCGACAAAUUCUUGAAAACCCAAGAUCAAGAAAUAUCUUGGGACCAUUGGGUCGUUUAGGAAUUGACAAAAUGAUAUUGCCGCCUGGCUCUACAUUCAGUGUAGACACUGACGACGAAACACUACACAGUGGGAACAUAAUACAUCAGCUGCAGCUGGAACUUCAACAGAAAACCUAUCAAAUGAAGGAGUUAGAGAAUGAAAUCCUUAAGAUAAAAAGAAACAACUUCAAAGUAGUUCCCAACGGAAAGAAAGUCAAAAAGAGGAGCUAUGCGUUUUUAAAGAGAGUAAGACCGAAGUUAGUUCCAAAGAGAAAUAACGAUGAUACCUUGACUCAAUAACGUAGUCAGUUUACAGAAGUGAUCUUAUCAAACUGAUCGUGUUGUAGUAAAUGUGGUCAAGAUUAUAAUGAAUAUUAAUGACUGUCACAACAGUAAUAACAAAAAUCAUUUACUUUAAAUUUGUUGCUUUUUUUUUCUUAGCAAUAAAAUGUACAUUUUCAGCUACAUACUUGUAACCUUGUAAUAUAACGUAAUCCAUAAAUGAGUAAUAAGUGGCUACUUGGAAAAUAAUGUACCGACUUUUAGAAAAUUGUUUCGCAGAGCAUAUCUCUGCCGGUAUUUAAAAACGGUGACCCAAACUUGCAAGUAAUUAUAGGGGGAUAACCUUAGUAAGAUGUUUACUGUAAAUCGCUUUAUAUUCGCGUGAAUAUUUAUUUCGCGAAUUCCCAUACCCUGAAUUAUUUCGCGGAUUUAUGAAUUCGCGACGAGAGGGUCAGAAAUUUAAAUUCGCGAAGGUUCUUGUCUUAUAUUAGCGAAAUUGUAAUUCCGGAAAUCGUGAUUACAUUAAAGCCCAUUCUUCCGUACCGUACCAAAUUUAUGCACACCAAAGACUCGUUAUAUGCAUGGUCCGUAACGGUUAUCUCGUGAUAGAAAUCGGUUACUUUAUUCAUACAAAUUGCUUUUGUUCGACUGAAAUUGAUAGAAAAGUGCCUUUUAUCCUUUAUUCAAUAUACGGUAAUUAUUCUUUUUACAUUUAAUAGCUGAUAAAAUGUUCAAAGUUUAUUACUGUCAUUUCAUAAAAAAAUGUAACAAUGGUGUGAUAAAUUGUCAUCUAAUCCCUAUUGUUAUCUAAACAAAAUGUGUAAAAAUAUCAGGUUUGUGGAGAAGAUAAAGGAUGAUAUGGAUCAUCUUCUCAGGCAACACGCGCUCUGCUUGUUUGACACAUACAAAGUGCAUAAGGGAGAUGCUCUCCGUAACAAGUUCAAAAUAGACCCAAAGUUAUCAUGUUAUAUAUGUCCCUGUCAGCUGCUUGUAAAUCCAAAUUCUAGACCUUAGUGUUAAUUCUGUCUUUUAAGCAGUAUAUUUUACAUGAAAUGUAGUUUCCAGGAUUUUUAUUAUACUUAUUCAUAACAUAUUGAAAUAAAGUUCAUUCAAUAAACAACGUGUACAGGCGGCUAGUAUUAAUUGCUGAACCUGACCGUAUUCUGGAUAUGUGUUAUGAAAGGAAAUUUACGCGGAUUAAUGAAUUCGCGAUGCAACCGAUUUGCGAAAAUUAAAACACCGCGAAUAAUACCGGAUUUACAGUAUCUAAACUUUUUACUACAAUAUUGAAUAAAAGAAUUGAAACUUAUAUGAUUUUAUUACAUACACAUUGUUAAAAAACGACUUUGAAAAUCAUGGUAGACGUAACUGGUGCUCUUUACUUAAAGAUUUUCUUUGUUCCUGGGUAUUGUAGAUGCUUGGAUAUAUCAAGGCGUAGGUAAUGUUGAUAUGUUUUUAUAUAUGGUUAAACAAAGAUUAAAUGAUCAAUUUAUACAAAAUUGGAAUUCAAGAAUAAAUAAUUCUUCUAGAGCUUUAUCGUAUAAAAGAAUUUCAAUUUUUAGAUUUCAGCCCUAUCUUGAAUAUUUUAAUGUAAAUAAAUUUUGUAUAUCUGUUACACGUUUAAGGGUAUCUUCUCAUAAGCUGGAAGAUGGGUAAGACCAGAUAGUACACCAUUAGAUGAAAGGAAAUGUAUUAUUUGUCAAAAAUUAGAAGAUGAAUACCAUUUCAUAAUAGAAUGUGAUUUGUAUAAUGAUUUAAGAAAACAAUAUAUACCAAGAAAAUACUGGAUUAGACCAAAUAUGUUUAAAUUUAUAGAACUUUUGAACUCCGAAAAUAAGAAAAUAAUACAAAAUUUAGGAAUAUUUAUAUUUAAUGCAUUUAAACUUAGACAGUCUACUUUGUAAUACUCUAUAUUAUUAUGUUUUAUAUUAUGGUUGAGUUAAAUGUGUGUGUUUUUUCAGGUCUUGUAUUUCGUUUCGACAAGGCUGUGAUUGAACUGAUUGUUCUAUAUAUGAUGUAUUUAAAUGUAUUGUUAAACCGUCUAUAUAUAUAGUGUCUAUUUGGUUGAUUGCUUCUGUUCUGAAGCUACUUAUUAUCUGCGGCCUGAAGGCCGCAGGUACAUUGGAAUGCAACAAGUAGUAUAGCACAUGGGGACUGGGUGAUUUCACGUGACUUUUUACCGAUAUGCGAUUGGCUUAUCGCAUUUAAGGAACGCCGUUUUUGCAAUAUAGCUAGCACUCUAUAAUGAUAUAUAGAGAAAUGUUUGUGACUUAGAUUCCUCAAUCAUUAUUUCAUAUAAUUUAUUCAAACUUUCAGCAAUGAUCAAUAUUGAUACCUUGUUGUGCAUAAGGGUUUUCAUGUUAAUUGCUCUUCAAUUUCCUAGAUUAUGGCCCUGUUGUCAAGCAAGUCCAGGUGAAGGCAUGAAUCACAUUUGUGAAAGCUCUAGUAAAGUAUUUCAAUAGUCAAGGAAUGCGACCAGUUGUGCUUAAAGUUAUGUUAUACAUGAAAGGGAAAUAUAGUUAUUUUUGCUCAAAACAAAACUUUCAGAAUUAAGAAAUACAUAGUUCAUAUAUCUACUUGUAAAUCAUGUAGAAUGGAGUAAUAUUUCUUACAUUAAAGCGUAAUGGUAUAAUAGAAACAAACAAGUACGUUAUUCACCCAUAAGUUAUACUAUCAACAAUUUCUGGUCUGUAUAACUUAUGGCCGCAGGAAAUCUUUCGACUUGUCUAAGCAUUGAUUAUGCUUCUGUUUGGUGAUUUGAAUAGAUCUAUGUCAAAUAGUACAACUAUUGUAAACUUGUCAAAGAUAACCUUCUCCGUUUUUGUUUUGUUUGUUUGUGUGUUUUAUGGUUGUGACUUUGUCUUUUCUGUCGCUCGACUUCAUGUUAUAUAACUCUUUAUAGUAACUUUUAUAUCGUGAUGUGCACUACUGUUUGCCGUAUGUCUUGUAUUAUGUAAUAUUUAUGUCAUGAUGGGCUUUUAAGCCUAAAUGAUUUGUAAUAAAAUUGCCUUGUCUUGUCUUAUGAUGAUGUACUAUGUACAAGUCAAAAUAAAAUGUAUGUUCUGUU
Messenger RNA from Mercenaria mercenaria, 4090 nucleotides. RefSeq lists its product as uncharacterized. Lineage: Eukaryota; Metazoa; Mollusca; Bivalvia; Venerida; Veneridae. Gene Ontology annotation, molecular function: protein binding. The transcript is spliced from 5 exons. Gene Ontology annotation, biological process: regulation of apoptotic process. The record is from RefSeq and is a predicted model, not a curated record. The coding region runs from base 127 to 1041 and encodes 304 amino acids.